CCUUCCGCGCCUCGGCGCCUUUCUGUUCCUUAGCUUCCCCUCUGAGCGUCUUGCGGGAGGGAGUCGAGGGGUGCUGGGGGUGGUGGCGUGCAGAGCGUUUGCGUCGGGUUUCUCGCGGGCCGUGGGAGUUUCGGGCUCACCCGCAGGGUGUGAGCGGGGACAUCACUGUCCUCGUGGGUGUGUACGCCCCCGGGUCGGAGGAGUUCCUGUCUGGCUGGUGUAGACGCUCCUCCGCGCUGCUACCGGUAUGGGACAUGAGACUGAAAAUAAUAGCUCAGAAUGCUCCUGAAGAAGAAAGUGUUUCCUUUGAGGUAGAAAUGGAAGGAUUUACAAGAGAGGGUUCCUGCUUCCCCAUUUUAGGUGAUAAUUGGGACUGUGAGAACCAUGAAAGAAAUUUGAGGCAAUCUCCUUUCAUUGAUGAGAAAACAGGGGAUCAGGAAGCAAAUUGUGACCAUCUUAAUUUGGGGGAACAUUUGAGUACAAACCCAGCCCUUCUACCAUCUCAGAGAGUUCCUACGACAAAUGGCUUCCAUGUUCAUAACUCAGAUAUUAAAACUUUUGAUUGUGACCAAACCUUACAUAGUUGUCCCCAAAGUUAUACAGUUAAGGGAACUGGUGAUGGUGAUGCUUGUGAAAAAGCCACCCAGCCUUCUAUGGAAGUCACUCAACUUGUAAGAAACCAAAUGAGAGACAAACCCUAUAAAUACGCAGAAAGUGUUAAAUCUUUAAACCACUUUACCACUGCCCUUUGUGAUAAAAAAAUUAAGAAAAGAAGCAAGAAAUUUUACAAAGGUAAGGAUUUUGGGGACAUCUUAGCCCUGAGCUCAUCUCUUAAUGAAAAAAGAAGUCAUUCUACUGAGAAGCCCUAUAAAUGUGCUGAAUGUGGCAAGUGCUUCAAACGGAACUCUUCUCUUGUUUUACACCAUCGAACUCACACUGGUGAGAAACCUUAUACCUGUAAUGAUUGUGGAAAAUCAUUCUCCAAGAACUACAACUUGAUUGUACAUCGAAGGAUUCAUACAGGAGAGAAACCCUAUAAAUGCAGUAAGUGUGGGAAAGCUUUCAGUGAUGGAUCAGCACUGACGCAACACCAGAGGAUUCACACAGGUGAGAAGCCUUAUGCGUGUCUAGAUUGUGGAAAAACUUUCAACAGAAAUUCAUCCCUGAUUUUGCAUCAAAGAACUCACACAGGGGAAAAACCUUAUAGAUGUAAUGAAUGUGGGAAGCCCUUCACUGACAUCUCUCACCUUACUGUGCAUCUCAGAAUCCACACAGGUGAGAAGCCCUAUGAGUGUAGCAGAUGUGGAAAGGCUUUCCGAGAUGGCUCAUACCUCACUCAGCAUGAGAGGACACACACUGGAGAGAAGCCUUUUGAAUGUGCAGAGUGUGGGAAAUCCUUCAGUCGCAACUCUCACCUCAUUGUGCAUCAGAAAAUCCAUUCUGGGGAGAAACCCUAUGAAUGUAAAGAGUGUGGGAAAACUUUCAUAGAGAGUGCAUAUCUCAUCAGGCAUCAGAGGAUUCACACUGGGGAGAAGCCUUAUGGUUGUAACCAGUGUCGUAAACUCUUCAGGAACAUUGCUGGACUUAUCCGGCACCAGAGAAUUCAUACUGGUGAAAGGCCUUAUGAGUGUAACCAAUGUGGUAAAGCUUUUAGGGAUAGCUCCUGUCUGACCAAGCAUCAGAGGAUUCACACUAAGGAGACUCCGUACCAGUGUCUGAAGUGUGGAAAGUCCUUCAGGCAGAACACUCACCUGGUAGUACAUCAGAGACUUCAUAACAGAGAGGGUCCCAGCCAGUGUCCUCACUGUGGGAAAAUAUUUAGAAGGAGCUGGUGUCUUGCCCGACAUCAGAGAACACACCUUGAAGAGCAGCCCACAGAAAAAUAAUGGACGUGGGCCAUACUCUUCUUGAGUGAACAAAGGAUUGUCUUCAGAUGUGACUUCCCUUGGUAACAGAAAGGAAUUCUUUAUAAAAAUAAUUAAAUAUGAGAUAUUCUGUAAUUGCAUUAAUACUGUUAUUAGGGAAUUCCUGAAGAGAGGAUUGAAUGGUAAUCAAUAUAGUAAAGGCUUCAGGGAUGAUUCAGCCUAUACCAAACAUGUAGUGCAUACACUGAAAUAACGAACCUGUCAGUGCGGAAGGCAUUUUCCUAGAGAUACCCAUUUAUUUUUACAUCAGGAUACUGAAACUGGGAAGAACCUGUGAAUUCAUUCAGUAGGUAACCAGUAGGAGACAUUUUUAAUAGUAUCACCUUAUUGUAUACAAGCAAAUGCUUAUUAGAAUCAAAGUUUGUAAAUGUUAUUUGGAAGCGACACUUUUGUCAGUUUUUACUGUCCUGUUUUCCCAAAGGCGUAGUAGUUGGAUGUCUUACACAGUGCUCUACAAACCACCACAGGAUGUAGCUGGGUUUGCUGUUUGAAUGCACUUCUGUUUUAUGGUCCUGCCAGAACACAGAUGACUCAUUUAAUGAGGUGAAACUGGAUAUAGGAGUUGCUUGUGAUUGAAAUGAAGUUGUCCCUUUUAAGACCAAAACACUCUCCAUGGUGCAAAGGGCUGCUUCUAAGAAAUAGGAUCCAUGGCUUUAGGUGUUGAACAAGAAAAUAUUGAAUUGUAUUUGUUAUCACCUGCCUUCACUAUUGUUGAUCAUUUCGUAUACUAACUUGUGUAGCAUUCAGGUCCUUUGAAGCAAAAUCCAAAGGUUUCAUUGCCCUCAUAAAAAUAUUUAGAUCAUUGCAAAAGAAGGCAUAAAAGUAGAUUUAUUGUUAUUAUAAUCAUGUAAGCAUGUUCAUACUUGCUUGUAGGUUAGCAGUGGAUGAUGGAAUUAAGUGGUUUCUUAGGAGACUACAAUUGUGUUCUUUUUCCUUUUAAUUUAUACAUUUUUAUAUAAUAAUUUGGUAGUGUAUAUAAAAGUGAAGCUAAAAGGAAAACAAAUUUGGAGUUUCUUGGAUCUUUGCCAGUCGCCAAAAGAUACUGUCAGCUAUCAUGCAAAGGCUAGAUCAUGGCUACAGGAAGCCAUAAGCAUCUUCAGGUAUUUAGUGACAGGUGCUUCUUUGGAAUCAGAGCUUCUCGAAGCCUAUAACCAUUUCUUUUGGGAUUUUGGAUAUAGAGAUUAUGGCAUUGUGGAGGGAGAGGUGUAAGAAUCUAUGGAUAGGGAAGAUAAGGUUACAGAAAAAUCUGGAAUAAUCUUAGCAUGUCCUUUUUCAGUGCAGUAUUAGCUGACUGAAAGCUAGACAGUUUGGUUGAGAGCUUCAAAGGCCUCUGAUUCUUCCUGGAAAUUUUGACUUGACCCUGUCUUCUAUCUUUUGGUUCCUGUGGGGAAAGAGUCAUAAGUUUAUUUUGAGAUAAUUAAGGCUGUUGAGUAGAUUCAUAAGGAAGUUAGACAUCUUAGUCUUCUGUAUGCAUGCCCUUGACAGCAAGAUGGUUAUCAUAUGAUGGGGAUGGACAGAUAGUGGUAGAGAGUGCAUGUUAUUCUUCCAGAGAACCUGGGUUCAGUUCCUAGCACCUGUAUGAUGGGAAGAUACUGGUACCUAAUGAGUAGAGGCCAAAGAUAUUGUCAGACAUCCUACAAAAAUAGCCCUUGGAACAGUUAUUAUCUCAGAAUAUUAAGUGUAUGUGAUUGGGAUACACAUACACACACCCCUACACAUAAUCAUUUGUAACUUACAGAUCAUCUCUAUAAUGUUAUGUGUAUGACUAAGGCAUUAGGAAACACCUAGUGGACUGUCUAUAUCACGCAAGGGUGCAACACUUUGGUGUCUGUCACUCUCAAGUAAAACAUACAUGUACCAUUAGUGUUAGUAGUGUCCCUGCUUCUUGAUACUACAUUUCAGGUUCUGGAACAGAACAAUCAUCACUAGGCCAGCUAUAGCCUGAGGAAAGCCCCUCAAGGAAGAGAUGCCAACUCUGAAAUUGUAGUGAGACCACAUGGGAUUUGUGCUGAGUGUGAAUUGUUUCCCCUUGCGCUUUUCUAAAAUUAGUUUUCUCAGAUGAGCAGGGAAAACUGCUGUGGUGGAAAUAACUACUGAAUAGAAGAUGGACACUUUUGACUAAAGAGGGAAAGGUGAGAUUUGAGUUGGGAGAGUUCCGGAUGACUCCAGUGCAACCUAGUCAAUUUUCAGUGGUAGGCCCGACUGGGGAGUAGACAGGAGAGUGUACUGGGAUAUCAGGAUGAGUACCAUUUAAUCACACAGCCCUGAAAUAGGUAGAGAAAACUUGGGCUAGAAUCAGAUGGAGAAAGUGAAGGUAGAGUAUUUCAAAGAAUGAACAUUUAUUUUAUUUUUCCUGACUUUGAGGAGCACUUAACUUACUGUUCCUGGCUUUGAGGCUGGAGAAUCCACAUAUGAGUGGCUUCUGAAAGCCAGAGAAGCAAGAAAAUGGAUUCUUUCCCAGAGUCUCCCCAAAAGGAACUGUUCCUGUUCUUACUAGUCUAUUGAGAUUGAGUGGAUUCAGGUCCUAAACUGCAACAACUGAUGUGUGGUUACCACAUUUUUUUUGUGGUAAUUUGUUAUAUUAUCUAUAGGUGAUACAUUUCCUCAAGUUCUUUUUAGACUCCUGACUGAAGUGUGUUCUCUUACCAAGCAAGUUAAAUAAACCAACCCUUUCCAAAACUCCAUAGCUAUAAAAAAUUUUUUUAAGGAAAAAAAAAGACUCAUCUUUGCUCUGUUGGCCUCUGUGAGUUCACCAUUUUAACAGCCCUGAAUUCUAUUACUAGUUUAGAGAUUUAAAUACUAUGAAUGUUCAUGGGCAUGGUGGUGUACACCUUUAAUGCCAGAACUCAGGAGGCAGAAGCAGGUGGAUCUCUUUGAGUUUGAGGCCAGCCUGGUCUACAAAGUGAAUUCCGGGGCAGCUAGGGGUUAUAUAGUGAGACUCUGACCCAAACAAUAAGAAAUAAUAGUAAAAUAAGUUCUGUGAGUAGCCAUUUGUGAAAAGAAAUCUCAGAAGACAUAGAGUAACUUUCUUGUAACUUUAAUCCCAUCCCUGUCCACUUGGUUGGCAAAGAAGGCAUAUUUCAGCAUCAUAAAGCAUGUCCAGAGCCCAAGAAUGUGGCAGUGCCAGAGCAGGGUUUCACAUCCGACAUGGGGAUUGGGAACAUUUAUAAUUAUGGUCAAUGUCUUAACUAGUUACCGUUAACCCACAUCCUUUUGAUUUUCAGGUUAUCAGUGCUCAAGUAUGCCUGCCUGCAGACUGUUCUCCAACUUCAUGUCUUUCUUAGUUCAGCAACUGUAUAGGGUACUUGUAGUAAGAGUUGGCACUGUAGCAGAAAGGAGAACAAGGUGUUUACAAUCUAGCAGGGGAGAAAAAGAAGUGCACAGCAUGUAUCAGAUGGUGGUUGAUGCCUGAGAGAAAAGUAACGCUGAGAAGGGGGAUGGGGUAUCUAUGUUGGAUACAUGUAAUUAGAGUUUUAGAAAGCUUGAUCAUUCAUUUCCCUUCCCAACGUGUGACAUGCGAAGGGUGUGAUGUCUUGUGACAAGAGGUUAGGAUUUAGGGAGGAGAUACCUUCCACCAUGUGAGUUACAGGGAGGAGCAAUUAAGUCAUAGAUGGAACUUUUUCAUGAGCAGCAGUUAAAGAAAUGGCUUCAUUGCAGAGGCUGGUGUGGAGAACAAAAUUGCAUAAGGGUAAGCCCAUUUACAGUGAAACAUCUAUGAUUCUGAAGAUAAAUGGUUUCAGAAUAUGAACAGUGAAGUCCUAGCAGAAGGAAAUAACAAGUACAUAAGUAUAGGCUUGUAUCUAUGCUUAGUAACCAAAGGUAUUCAGCAGUAAUGGUCAUUUCUGAUAAAAUAAGCUAGUGUUCAAGUUUUAGAAAUCAAAGGGACUAUUCAGUGGUCCAUGAUAUUCUCACCAGGUGUUCAGUCUCUUCUAUUCUGUAAUUUCAGGACAUUUUUCAUUAUCCAUAGAAAAGCCCUUUGUACCUAUUAGCAUCCUCCCAUUCCUCUGACCCUGACAAUCACAAUCACCAGUCUCUUUUCACUGUGUAUUUGCCCUUUUUUUUUUUUUUUACAAUGCACAUCAAUGGAAAAAUGAGACAUGUGGCCCUUUGUAACCUCAUUUCAUUUAGCAUAAUGUUUUAAAGGUUCAUGUUGUAUGUUCAAGGUCCUUUUUGUGGCCGAAAAAAUUUUGCCAUAUGAUUAAAACCAUAUCUUGCUUAUUGUUUAAUGGACAUUUCAUUUCAGCUUCCACUUUUUUUUUUUUUUUUUUUUUUUUUUUUUUUUUUUUUUGGCUACUAAGAAUAAUGCUGUCCUGAAAACAUACAAACUCAUGUGCCAAUAAAUUUUCAGUACUUGUGGGUAGGUACUUAGGAGUGGAAUUGCUGGAUCUUUGUUUGCUUUUUGAGGAACUGAUGUGCAUUUUACAUUUGACUGAUGUAUGACUACUUUGACUUCUUCAUGUCCUUAUCAAUAUUUAUUUAUUUUUUUGCCCUAGUGGUGUGAAGUGUUAUUUUGUUGUUUUGGGAAAAUAAUUUAUAUAGUUGAAAAUUUAUACCUUAUCCCACAGGUCAGCAUUUUUUUUUUCUGCAAGGAAAAAAUCGUAUUUUAAACUGUGUACAAUAUCAUUUCUGCUGCAACUACUCAGCCAAGGAUGACUGUAAUGUGGAAGUAGCUAUAGAUAUUUGUAAGCAAAUGUGUGUGGAUAUGUCUAAUAAAAUUUUACAUGUG
Messenger RNA from Mastomys coucha (southern multimammate mouse), 6651 nucleotides. RefSeq names its product zinc finger protein 329 (gene Znf329). Gene Ontology annotation, biological process: negative regulation of transcription by RNA polymerase II. NCBI's taxonomy places the organism in Eukaryota, Metazoa, Chordata, Mammalia, Rodentia, Muridae. The record is from RefSeq and is a predicted model, not a curated record. The transcript has 2 exons. Gene Ontology annotation, molecular function: DNA-binding transcription repressor activity, RNA polymerase II-specific. Bases 255 to 1886 code for a protein of 543 amino acids.